Rhizophagus irregularis DAOM 181602=DAOM 197198 is the source of this 707-nucleotide messenger RNA. RefSeq lists its product as uncharacterized. Gene Ontology annotation, molecular function: protein binding. NCBI's taxonomy places the organism in Eukaryota, Fungi, Glomeromycota, Glomeromycetes, Glomerales, Glomeraceae. The record is from RefSeq and is a predicted model, not a curated record.
ACAAUUUUUUUAACUAAAUUUCGCUAAUAAAUUCAUUCAUUUUCAUUUUCUUUUUCCAAACAAUCUUCUCUCUCUACUUCACAGAAAUUGAAAAAAUCAUUCUUUUAUAAUGUUGGAUUAUUUACCCAAUGAACUUAUUAUUGAAACAUUCACAUAUGUAUUAUAUUCUACAAGUUAUAAAGAACUUGCAAAUUUAAGAAGGACAAACAAACGAUGGAGAGAUUGUAUAAAUUUUGUAAUACGAAAUGAAAUAAUAGCAACAUAUGGAUUAGGAAAGAAAUGGUGGUGUUGGGUUAAAAUAUUGUAUUCUGGCGAAGGGGGAUUUUAUACACAUAAUAAUCCAGUAUCAUUUGAUUGCAUAGAUAAUACAUUUUGUUUUAAAGUAUCAGAAAAAUUAUUUUAUCCCAGAAAAAUUCGAAAAAUUGCGGUAGAAUUUUGUAAUAAUAAAGUUUAUUAUUGUUCAGAAAUUAUUAUUAAAGUAAAUAACAUAAAGAAUAAACAAGUUCAUAAGAAUGAUUCUGGAAGUGUACAUUUUGUUAAUAAUAAAGAGAUUGGAGAGAUUAAAUUGGAUUAUAUUAAGGUCAAAGAUAAUAUUUUGUUUAGUAGAGUUAGAUUAUAAAAUUAUUGUUGUAAAUCACGUGUAUUUUAGUUUAUUAUGUAAAUUCCUCGUGACAAUUGAAUCAAUAUUACGCCUAACUUAGUACCUA